Plenodomus lingam JN3 is the source of this 168-nucleotide messenger RNA. Lineage: Eukaryota; Fungi; Ascomycota; Dothideomycetes; Pleosporales; Leptosphaeriaceae. The record is from RefSeq and is a predicted model, not a curated record.
AUGCAAAUCGUGCCUGAACCGCAGUCCAACAGCCGAAUCUCUUACGACCCUGUACUUUUGGCGCUCAAACUUCGCGCGGAUGAUAUGCAGCACGCUGCCGAUUUCUCACUCCAGAUGGGGCGGCUAUUUUACAGGUCGCGGCUUUGCAGUCUUGCAAGGUCCUCUUGA